Racocetra persica is the source of this 501-nucleotide messenger RNA. The record is from the annotation of a GenBank genome assembly. Lineage: Eukaryota; Fungi; Glomeromycota; Glomeromycetes; Diversisporales; Gigasporaceae.
UUCCUAAAGCAGAGCUUGAUUUUUCAACUUUUGAAGAAGCUCAUGCAUUCAUAGAAAACUAUGCUGCACAGACCAAUAUCAUUGUAAUUUUGGCAAAAACAACCAAAAAUAAAGAUGGUAGCGGCUAUAGACAAGCUUUUUUUGCUUGUAAAAAACAGGUGCAGUAUAAUGGUAAAAAAAAAGAUGCAUAUACCACUAAGCGGACAGAUUCUAGAAAGUUUAGCAACAACAUGUGUAAAUUUAGUCUGAAUAAACUAGGCAUAAUUGGAGAGCUUCAUGAUAAUGGACUUCGAAUAAAAGACAUAUAUGCAGUUUUAGCUUCUAUUGGCUCAAAGUAUGUACAUAAACAUAACAUCUAUAAUGCUAUUAGUCAUCAAUACCAACAAAAGUUGCAAGGGUUAAAUGAAAUCGAGUUGUUGCUCAAGACUUUGCAAAAUAAUGAAAACAUUAUAUCGAGCAUAGCAACUCAACCUGCAUAUAAUGACGAAUGUGAUCAAGAUG